UAUUUUAUCCAAUAAAUUAAAACAUGUUGUAGAGUGAUUAAUGGUACUGCAUUACAGAAACAACCUUAUUAUUAAAAUCUCUUUCAAGCAGCGGGUGGCGGUACUGAGCUGCAGGCGAAUCUGUUCCUCGGUCUGUUUACAGGGGAAGAAAUUCUAGCCUUAAACCGGCGCUAUGAACGAACAGAAAUGGAUUCAGACGUUAACUCGAUUUCAGGCUCAGUGUCGUGGUUAUGCUUUGAGGAAAGGUCUGAGUUUGGUUCGGACUCGGUUUGAAGAGAUAGUGCGAGAGAUUGAUGGAGGAUUGGAUCACCUGCAGUGGAGAGGAAACCUCAUUCCCAGACCUCACUUCACUGACACUGAAAACCUAUUGCUGCAGUAUGAGCGCUCCAGGUUUCAGUCCCAUGACAUUCUGGAUGAUUCAGAGAGGGAACAGAAGACAGAGAAUGAGGGCAGUGAGAAAUCUCUCCCACAGUCUGAAAUUCAGGUACCAGAGAGAGAUGAAGCUACUGAAACAGCCAGCAGAGACACUUCCACAUCUGUUGAUGGUAUUGUGGACAAGAGAGGAGAAAAUGUGGUCAUACAAAACCUGAUGGAUGAAUCUAAUACACUAUGCAGUACAGUGAAUUCAGAUGUCAGCCACUACAGCUUAUUUCAGACAGGAACACAUUUGCGUUCAAUUUUUAAAGACACAGCUAAUACUCCUGACUCUCUGAAGCAGCAGCGGAGCACUUUAGCCAUGGAGCUGCUGUGGAUUCAGCAAGCCAUCAGUAGCAGAAAGAAAUAUCUUAUCCUCAAACAGAGAAUGGACGUGCCACACUGAUACUGGACCAGUUCUGAAGCAGACCAACAUUUUAUGAAAUGUUUUCUCAUUAUUUCUGUAUUAUUGUAUAAUUUACCGCACAAAAUGUUUGAGAAUUGUUGUAGACUAUAUUUAUUUAUAAACUUGUGUAGUUCAUAAACAGGUUUGUGUGUUAAAGAAGAUUUUUAUUUUUGUAUAAAUGGCAUUUCAUAAAUAAAUAUAAGAUGCAAAUGGGAUGGAGAUGAGAGAGAUAUAAAUUUUUAUGUAUCAAAAAAAGCCAUACUGUUCUCACAAAGACUCCCACAACUUAAUCUUACAGUGCAGUCAAUGUGGUAACAUCUGCUUAAUUAUUGUCAUUAUAUUUUAACUGCAUAACUACAUGAGAACUGACCUCUAGGUGUUGCCUGGUUUCUUUCAAGGGUUUUUCCACCAUUAUCCAGAUUCAAUGUUACUCUUGCCUUGCUAGAGCUGCCUUUGGCUUGCACACCAGGGUAUAAAAUAUAUUAUAUACUAUAGUCUACUAUGUGUUACGUAUAAGUAGUAUUAUGCCAUGACUUUCAAUUUACUCCUCAGUUUAACUGUUGAUGGGUGAGCGACGUAAUCAACAUUUUAAAUCUGUCAUUUACAAGAAUAAUUCAUAUUAUAUAGAUUGUUUAUAUAGUCGCAUAAUGUAUUAUCACCUAGUGGUAUAUUUAAAGACGGUACUAUUACAUCUACUUUACCUGUACACAUACUAGCAAGUAAAGCGAUAAACUAUAUAGCAAAUGCAGCGUGAUUGUUUAUAUCGUCGCUAAAUGCAAACUAGGAUAAAUUAUUUCACUGCUAUGUACA
Molecule: messenger RNA, 1630 nt
Organism: Onychostoma macrolepis
Lineage: Eukaryota; Metazoa; Chordata; Actinopteri; Cypriniformes; Cyprinidae
Gene: iqcc
Product: IQ motif containing C
Exons: 5
Coding region: 173-820 (215 amino acids)
Molecular function (GO): protein binding
Source: RefSeq, a predicted model, not a curated record